Molecule: messenger RNA, 1346 nt
Organism: Engraulis encrasicolus (European anchovy)
Lineage: Eukaryota; Metazoa; Chordata; Actinopteri; Clupeiformes; Engraulidae
Gene: ccni2
Product: cyclin I family, member 2
Exons: 7
Coding region: 34-1182 (382 amino acids)
Biological process (GO): mitotic cell cycle phase transition; regulation of cyclin-dependent protein serine/threonine kinase activity
Cellular component (GO): cytoplasm; nucleus; cyclin-dependent protein kinase holoenzyme complex
Molecular function (GO): cyclin-dependent protein serine/threonine kinase regulator activity
Source: RefSeq, a predicted model, not a curated record
ACCACCACCCCCUCCUCCCCUGGCGGUGUCGAGAUGAAGUUGAGUGGGUCUGAGGAGAGCAGCAGGCUGGGUCGGCUCCUGGAGGAUGCCCUGGCCCGAGAGACACGCCUGUGGAAGGCCCCAGUACUGGAGGAGGGACACAUCCAGGGUACAGACAUCUCUCUGCUGCAGCUGCAGGAAGUGAUCUUGUGGCUGCGUGAGAUGAACGCUGCGUUUCCCUUCUGCCAGGAGACGUACGCGCUGGCCGUCUGCGUGCUGAACAGGCUGCUGGCCACCGUCAAGGCCCAGAGGAAGUAUUUGAAGUGCAUGGCCCUCACCUGCCUCAUCCUCGCCGCCAAGAUCAACGAGGAAGACGAGGUGAUUGCGUCCGUGAGAGACCUUUUGGCACAGAGUGGGUGUAGCUUCUCCACAGCUGAGAUCCACCGGAUGGAGCGGAUUAUUCUGGACAAACUGCAGUGGGACCUCUACACCGCAACGCCCAUAGACUUCAUACACAUCUUCCAUGCCCUUCUCCUAUCCAGCCACCCCCUCCUCCUGCCUCUCUCUUCCUCCUCCUCCUCCGGCUCGGCUGUGGGUGGCGUGCGGCGCAGCUCCGGCCCGGGUGCGGUUCAGAAGAGGCCCUGUCUCCAGGCGGCGUUGUGGACGAGGCAGGUGCAGCACUGCAUGGCGCUCCACCAGCUGUGGCAGUGCAGGGGCUCCACACUCGCCUUGGCCAUCAUCACCUUGGAGCUGGAGACCAGCGCAGAAGACUGGCUCACCGCCGCCAUGGAACUGCUGAACAGAGCACAGAUGGACAGCUUGGAGUUCAUCAGGUGUAAGGAGAUGGUGGAUGAGUGCCUGUACAGUUUGGAUGCCCCAGUACCUCCCAACGCUGUCUACAUCCUCAACAGCACGCACCUCACCAGGUACCGCCCCCCCGGUAGUGACUCCGCCCCCUACCCUGAGCAGGGUUCCCGGUGGCGCCGUAAGGAUCGGCCGCGCCGCCGUAAGCGAGGAGGCAAAGCCACCGCCCGGCGCGGGGAGCGGGAAACUGACGAGUACUACGACGGGUUCCGCUGCCUUUACGACGGAAUCACCUCCGACAGCGACCACCAGGGGGAUUCUGGGAAUGUGGAUCAUCUGACCAAUCAGGAGGCUUCUUCUCCUUCCUGCCCGCCCCUGCAACCUCAUGUGAUUGGUUAGCCGGCUGCAUCGGUUAUGUUGUCAUGGCUACAGGGCUGGCUAAUGGGUCAAUGAUGUUUUUUUGUUGCCUCAGGUGUCAGGUGGUCCAACCACAGCUAAUGGCCAUUCAUUAAUUAGUAACUGGUAAUUCGUGCAUUGCAACAGAACAUGCUUCUUGGAUAAUU